Messenger RNA from Tilletiopsis washingtonensis, 1068 nucleotides. RefSeq names its product peptidase A22B, signal peptide peptidase. Gene Ontology annotation, biological process: membrane protein proteolysis. Gene Ontology annotation, cellular component: lumenal side of endoplasmic reticulum membrane; membrane; cytoplasmic side of endoplasmic reticulum membrane. The record is from RefSeq and is a predicted model, not a curated record. The annotation marks the transcript as partial. NCBI's taxonomy places the organism in Eukaryota, Fungi, Basidiomycota, Exobasidiomycetes, Entylomatales. Gene Ontology annotation, molecular function: aspartic endopeptidase activity, intramembrane cleaving. The transcript is spliced from 4 exons.
GCGCUGAUGUCGGGCGCCCUCGUGCCCAUCUACUACGGAGCAUUCGCCUCGCUGCCGCCGUCGCCGCUGCCCGCCAGUGCCGCCGACUCGGACGCCGAUGCCGGCAGCGACGACGAAGAGACGCUGCAGAGCGAGGCGCUGACGUCGAGCGAGGCCUACCUCUUCCCGCUCCUCGGCAGCGCCGUACUCGCCGGCAUGUACGUGCUUGUCAAGCUCGUCGACCGCCGGUACCUUGACGUGCUGCUCGGCGCGUACUUUGGCGUGGUCGGCGCAGCUGCGGUCUGGAAGUCCGCACAUGGAGUUGUCCGUGGCAUCCUUGGGCGCGCGCGGUGGGCAUCCUUCACCGCCUACCGGCUGGUCCUCAUCAGGCGCCCCGCAGAGUCCGUCUUUGCGACCAAGCUCUCGAUCCUGUCGCUGCCGCUGGGCCUGCUGUCGGGUGCCAUCGUGCUCUCGUACCUCUACACGAAGCACUGGGUGCUGUCGAACAUCCUGGCGCUCUCGCUCGCGCACUCGGGCAUCACGCUCAUGGCGCUCGACUCGUUCCGCACCGGCGGCAUCAUGCUGCUCGGCCUCUUUGCGUACGACAUCUUCUGGGUGUUUGGCACCGACGUCAUGGUCUCGGUGGCGCGCGGCCUCGACGGGCCGAUCAAGAUCACGUUCCCGAAGAACUUUGCCGACGGCCUGCAGCGCGCGCUCGAGGGCGCCGAGCCGGACUGGAAGCUGACGAUGCUCGGCCUCGGCGACAUUGUCAUCCCCGGCAUCUUCAUCGCUCUGGCGCUGCGCUUCGACCUCGCACAGCACCGCGCUGCACACCCGACGUCGCGCACGCGCCGCGUCUUCCGUCGGCCGUACUUCCGCGCGACGCUCGCGGCGUACAUCGCCGGCCUGGCGACGACGAUGGGCGUGAUGCACGUCUUCCAGGCCGCGCAGCCGGCGCUGCUCUACCUCAGCCCGGCGUGCAUCCUCGCCGUGCUAGGCACGGCGCUGCGGCGCGGCGAGGUGGCCCAGGUGUGGGCGUGGAGCGAGGAGGAGGAGCAGGAGGAGCAGGAGGCAGACAAGGAAGACUAG